GAUAUGUCGCCCGCUGGCGUCACAACAGGACCAACGUUAGUUCUGUAAAGUCACGUGAUUUCUGGGAAAACGCGUGUCUUCCUCUGCUCUGCCGGAAGCAAGCAAACCAUUUCUGUUUUUUUCUGAUGAAAGUGCUAUGCGCGGGUGCGCUCAGCUGUAGUGAGGAAAUUUAGGAAACGCAACCUAAGCUAUGGCAUCUGGGAAAAUUCGCUCCACGCGCAGAUUACGCUCUUGGAUGGUAGAACAGGUCAGCAGUGGGAAAUACCCUGGCCUGAUAUGGGACAACGACGCCAAGACCAUGUUCCGUAUCCCCUGGAAACACGGGGGGAAACAAGACUUCCGCAGCGAAGUGGAUGGUGCCAUCUUCAAGGCAUGGGCAGUGUUUAAGGGGAAGUUGUCUGAGGGGGGUCGUGCGGACCCUGCCUCCUGGAAGACCCGGCUGCGCGUUGCUCUCAAUAAGAGCCCGGAGUUCAGAGAGGAACCCGAGAGGUCACAGCUGGAAAUCUCUGAACCAUACAAAGUCUACCGCCUCGUACCCAUCAAUGAACAAGCGUUGGGGAGUGUUGACAUAAAGGCCCGAGCAGGGGGGAGGAAGAGAAGGAGCCGUGAUUCAGACAUCGAGGAGGAGGAAGAGGAGGUGGUGAAGGUCAAACAGAUGAAAGAAGUCACCACCUCCCUGCCAUUCACCAUGGAGAUUGAGGAAAGUGUUCUUACAGUGCAGCUAGACCAGGUUGAUCAGCCCUCAGACAUCCUGAAGAGUCCUCGGACAGUCAAUGAGAUCCAGGUGAACUUCACGAUCGAGACCGUCCCUCCCCCUGGAGCCCAGGACUCUUUCCAUGUCUUAGUGAAGUACAUGGGAGAGGUGGUGCUUAAACGUGGGGUCAUGGGCAGCGAUGUCCGGAUCGCCUAUCUGCCCUCCUCGCCCGUUCCCCCCACCCCGAUGGUGUCUGGGUUCCCCCGCAUCCCCCUGCCCGACCCCCCCUCCACCCUGACCUCCAGCCCUGGCAUCGGGCCCCAGUUCCAGGCCCUCUCCACCCUGCUGCCCUUCUUGGAGAAAGGGGUGAUCCUGACCACCACGGGGAUAGGGGUCUAUGCUAAGCGCUACUGCCAGGGCCAGGUGUUCUGGACAGGGCCACAUUCUGCCACGGCGGGACCCCACAAGAUGAACCAUGCUGUGGAGCCCGUGCGGCUCUUCGAUAGAGAGGCUUUCAGAAUGGAGCUGGACCACUUCCGCAGAUACGGGGGAGACCCUCCUCAGUGUGGCUUCACCUUGUAUUUCAGUGAUACAGAGGACCCAUCCAGCAAACUCAUCAUCAUACAGAUAACCCUACCCUGGGCUCAGCAGCAGGUCAAGGAAGCUGAAGACUUCCAGGAGUCAAUGACCUAUCUCCGCAACAUAACCAGCGAAUCAGGAGAUGUCACCAUCAACCUGGUACCAGGGUCAUUGCUAUCCGAGCUCCUUGGGACGUCCCUACCUUAAACCCUAACCUUAACCAUAUACAAAUGUCAACUUCAAUGGGGUAGGGACGUCCCAAGGAUCCCGGAUAGCACGGAACCUGGUAAAAGUGCCUUAGCCUUCCUUUAGCAUCCAAUCACAGGACAUCUUGUAUAAUUGACCAGUCGUUUUUUAAUUAAGCACUCUGAUCUGAUACUAAGUCAUACACAUGAUGCAUGACAUACUUGUCUGAAUAGCACUACAUGGAGUGGAAGACAUCACUUUGGUUUAGCCCUCAGGAUUGCCCUUUACCAACUUGUGAUGUUAUACUGAUGUUCCAAAUGGUUUCAAAUUCACUUUUAUAUGGAGUCAGAUACUUCUACUCCUUGUUGCAGUCUUUGAAUACUGACUGGUACUGCUUCAGAUACCUCUCUGUGUCCUCAUGUUGCUUACAUAGUCUGUGAUAGUGUAACUGUUGACAGUUGUUUUAAGUAGUAUAUGAGAGAAACACUGACAGGCUCGUAAGCCAUAGUAGGCUGAAGGUCAGUGAUUUGAUCAUCACCAUGCCAACCGUUAAGAGGCAGGAAACCAACUUGUCUGUAGUUUUUGUUUCUGAAAGUGGUAACGCUUGUUAAGCACAUUUCUAUAGAGAACGAUAAUAUUAAGACUUUGAAGGAGAGGCUCCUUCACUAGAGACAUUGGACUCUUUUAAAUGUGUUUGCAAGUAUGUAUUCAAGAGCAAGUGUGUUUAUGUUUUGUAUUUGUUAAUCUUCUCUCCAUAACUCAGUGCUUACUAUUAGUCCCAACGUUAAGCAGUUAAUUGUUUGGUCAAUUGUGUUAAUUGAGAUUGGCUCAGUUUUGCAUGGCAGGUCACUUUACAGGUGUACCCAAUUAGUAAAUUACACAAGCCACAGUAUAAAGCAGGUGUGUUGAGAUUGUGCUAGGGUUAUGGUUUGUGGAGAUUGUUCUAGGGUUAUGGUUUGUGGAGAUUGUUCUAGGGUUAUGGUGUGUGGAUAUUGUUCUAGGGCAGGACUGCCCAACCCUGUUCCUGGAGAGCUACCAUCCUGUAGGUUUUUGCUCCAACCCUAAUCUAGCA
This is a messenger RNA of Coregonus clupeaformis (lake whitefish), 2531 nucleotides long. RefSeq names its product interferon regulatory factor 9. Gene Ontology annotation, cellular component: nucleus. The transcript has 10 exons. Bases 191 to 1480 code for a protein of 429 amino acids. The record is from RefSeq and is a predicted model, not a curated record. Gene Ontology annotation, molecular function: DNA-binding transcription factor activity, RNA polymerase II-specific; protein binding; RNA polymerase II cis-regulatory region sequence-specific DNA binding. Lineage: Eukaryota; Metazoa; Chordata; Actinopteri; Salmoniformes; Salmonidae. Gene Ontology annotation, biological process: immune system process; regulation of transcription by RNA polymerase II.